GAGACCUCCUGGCUCUGCCAAGGAGUGACUGCAUAGCAGCAGAACAGCUGUGCCUCUCGGACUCUACCUGCAAUGUCACCUACAGGAUCCUGGAAAACUGUGCCCUUGCUAAGACUCGCUUCCUUCCACUGGAUCAUGAUAGCAGGGUCCGGUGUCUGAAUGCAGAGCUAGACCUUGGAAACAGCUCUUUGCUGCACUGCAAGUGUCACCGGCGCAUGAAGAGACAGGAGCACUGCUUACGCAUUUUCUGGACCGUUCACUCCAGCAUGACAGAUGGUUAUUUCAAUUUGGAGACCUCUCCCUAUGAGAAUCCAGCAAAUGAAGAACACUGGAAGACAGAUUAUAAUAAACUGGCAGCUCUGGUAUCAGGCUCACAGUUAGCAGGAGAUGCAACGAAUCCAUGCCUGAAAGCAACUCAUGUCUGUAAUCUGAGCAAGAAGUGUGUUCGUCUGCGCACAGACUAUGCUUCUACCUGCACCAAGGGAGCAGGAAGCGACGAUGUGUGUGACCGUCGCAAAUGCCACAGAGGGCUAAGGAAUUUCUUUGAGAAAGUCCCUGAGGAUUUCACCAAAAGGAUCCUAUUCUGUCCAUGUCAAGAUGAACUUUGUGGAGAACGACGCCGGAAAACUAUUGUUCCUGAUUGUUCCUUCCAGUAUAACAUCAAACCCAAUUGUCUCUGGCUUCUGGACUCCUGCUUAGAAGACCAUAUCUGCAAAUCCCGACUGGCUGACUUCCAACAAAAUUGUCAACCUGCAGACGUGUCUCCAGAUGGUUGCUCUCAGCACAGCCAUGCUGCAUGCCUGCAGGCUUACAUGGGGAUGAUUGGCACGCCCAUGACACCUAACUAUGUCAGUAACUCCAGUGUGGAGGUCUCCCUGUGGUGUACAUGUGAGAGCAGCGGCAACCAGAAGGAGAAGUGUGACCAGAUACUUGGCAUGUUUGAGAGCAACAAAUGCCUUGAAAAUACCAUUUGGUCUCAAAUGCACCUGAAGAAGACAGCUCUGGAAAGACAGGAAGACUUACUUUAUUCAUCUUCCCUAAGCUUCCAAGGAGAUGGUGCCAGCACAGCUCUUGCUUCAGAAACGUCCCAGGUGGAUGAAGAGAAGACACAGCGAGUCAUCUCCAAACACAGCAGUAUGCCCAUGGCCUCCUCUGUAUAUUCUGGAGCUGCUAUUUCUUGGCCAUCUCUGGCUCUGUUCCUGGCCCUGUUGCUGAGCCCAUGUUAACUUGGCAUAAAUGACAUCUUUCCUUCCCAUAUUAUUAAUCUUAUUCCAUAUCCAGGCACCUCCCACUACUGAUU
Molecule: messenger RNA, 1300 nt
Organism: Phaethon lepturus (White-tailed tropicbird)
Lineage: Eukaryota; Metazoa; Chordata; Aves; Phaethontiformes; Phaethontidae
Product: GDNF family receptor alpha-4-like
Exons: 7
Biological process (GO): nervous system development
Cellular component (GO): signaling receptor complex; external side of plasma membrane
Molecular function (GO): signaling receptor activity
Source: RefSeq, a predicted model, not a curated record